Molecule: messenger RNA, 2559 nt
Organism: Tripterygium wilfordii
Lineage: Eukaryota; Viridiplantae; Streptophyta; Magnoliopsida; Celastrales; Celastraceae
Product: phytosulfokine receptor 1-like
Exons: 2
Coding region: 391-2433 (680 amino acids)
Molecular function (GO): protein binding
Source: RefSeq, a predicted model, not a curated record
GUAGUAUUAAUGUUCCCCAACCAACCCAGCUGAACUACCAGGUUGGGGAAGUAUAUGGAGACCGCCAUGUUGAAUUACUUGUCAAUUGGAUGAAGACAAACGUAACUGAUCUUGUUAGUUGUCAGCAACUUUGAAAAAUCUUUCCCUCAAGGUUUUUAAGUGAAAAGGAUUACUAUAUUUAUAUCUUGUCAGCAGACCGUUAGGAUAAUAAUGUCUUAGAUAGACAAUAUUUUUCUGAAAAAAGAAAAAAAAAAUAGAGGGCAUGAAUUGACCACUCUGUCAUUGUAGGAGGUUGACUGUACUUGUCAUAUAGAACUUGAGGAGAGAACUAAUUCUGUAAAACAAUGGCAUGAUCACAUUCUCUUUCUCUGCUUCUUGGUUUGCAGUACCAUGGACUUCACAGGCCUUUAUACUGCUUGCACUCUUUUAAUGCUGGGUGUUCAAAUAUCAGUCCUUGUAUGUCAUGGCUUGGCAUGCAAUUCAAGUGACCUGAGAGCCUUGAAUGGUUUCUCCAGUUGUUUGGACUCAGAGAUCAGUGGUUGGAACAUGUCAAGUUCUGAUUGUUGUACUUGGAGUGGUGUCACUUGUGAUGAUACCGCGACUUCAAGCAGAAGGGUUGUCGGCUUAGAACUGGGGAGCAGAAGACUCACUGGAACUAUCUGUGAGUCCAUAGCAAGCUUGAACCAUCUAAGAAUCCUCAAUCUGUCUCACAAUUUCCUUCAUGGUUCCCUUCCUACUGAGUUGUUUCAUCUUCCGAUUUUGGAGGUCCUCGACUUGAGUUACAAUUCUUUUGGAGGUCAUAUCCCAUCAAGCAGUGACCUACCUUCCAUCUGGUAUCUGAACAUUUCGAAGAAUAACUUUAUUGGCUCUGUCGAUGCAAGCUAUUGUAAAGCUUCACGUCGAAUCCAAGUUCUCGACCUUUCGCAGAACCAGUUUACCAGACAAAUUCCAACAAGUAUACAGAACUGCAGCGAUCUGCAUCAUCUUUAUCUAGACAGAAAUAACUUAUCAGGAAGCUUUCCUGACAGUCUCUUCCACCUGCAAAAUCUUCAAGUGCUGCAUCUCCAAGAUAACUGGUUCUCUGGUCCACUCAAUGAUUAUAUUGGUAAUCUCUCUAACCUUGUUGAACUGGACAUCUCCUUCAAUUUCUUUUCAGGAGUUAUUCCAGAUGUAUUUGGAAGACUUGGAAAGCUUGAGCAGUUCUCUGCUGGUUCAAAUGACUUCACUGGCUUAUUGCCCACUUCCCUUGUGAACUCUGCAUCACUCUUCAAGCUUGACUUGCGCAAUAACACCUUAAAUGGUCCGAUAAAUCUCAAUUGUUCUGCAAUGAUCCAUCUGAACUUCCUUAAUCUUGGCAGUAAUCGUUUCCAUGGUCCAAUCCCUUCAAGUUUUUUUUCUUGCCAGAAAUUGACUACUUUAAAUCUUGCACGCAAUAAUCUGAAUGGUGUACUACCCUUUUCCUUCAAGAAUCUCAGAAAUCUCAGUUUUCUUUCACUGUCGAACACUGGACUCAGUAAUAUCUCAGCAGCCCUAGCAAUCCUGCAACAUUGCAACAACUUAACCACGCUGAUUCUUAGCAUUAACUUUAAGAAUGAACAAAUGCCAGAAAGUGUCAACUUGCAGUUUAGAAACCUCAAGGCUCUCAUUAUUCCUGCUUGUGGACUCAGAGGUUCAAUUCCUGUGUGGCUGAGAGGUUGCAACAAGUUGCAACUUUUGGAUUUGUCAUGGAACCAUUUGGAGGGGCCAAUCCCUUUUUGGACAGGCAGGUUCAAAAAUCUCUUCUACUUAGAUUUAUCGAACAAUUCAUUCAUCGGAGAGAUCCCGGAAAGCUUGACUGAACUGUAUAGCCUUGUUUACAUGAAUGUCUCAUUUGAAGCAUCACCCCAAGAUAUCCCACUUUUCCACAGCCAUUUGCAGUACAAAACAGUUUGGAGGUUACCACCAUCGCUGGACCUAAGUGAUAACAUGCUCAACGGGCAAAUUUGGCCGAGUUUCGGCAAUAUGAAGCAACUUCAUACUUUGAAUCUGAAAGGAAAUAAUCUUUCAGGCCCCAUUCCAGGAAGUUUAUCAGGGAUGUCGAGUUUGGAAAGUUUGGAUUUUUCCAACAACAAACUAUCAGGAGAAAUACCCCAUUCCUUGGUGCAGCUCAGUUUCCUAUCAAACUUCAGAGUGGCAUAUAAUCAACUGUGUGGGGAAAUCCCAACAGGAGGUCAAUUCAUCACUUUUCCAGCCUCCAGCUUCGAGGGAAACAAUGGUCUCUGUGGUGGAAAUCUUGCUCCAUGUCAUCCCACACAGACCCCUGCUGAGCCUGAAAGUGACAACACUGAUGAGCCUCCCAGCGAAGGAACCAUACUUGCAGGGUUUCCAUUUACAAUUGGAGUUAUAGCCGGCUAUAUUCCGGCCUUUGCCAUCUCCUUCGUGUCCGGCUCCUGAUCACCGCUACGGCGCUACUUUCUAACAUCAUUCAUCAUGUUGCUGAAGUUCCCUGUUAAUGGAAUAACAUUAAUACGCUCACCAGCUUCAUGGCCUUGCCGAGGGAAACGUUGCUCUGAUUAAAAA